Messenger RNA from Trypanosoma grayi, 933 nucleotides. Its product is annotated as putative protein kinase. Gene Ontology annotation, biological process: regulation of cytokinesis; mitotic spindle organization; protein phosphorylation. The record is from RefSeq and is a predicted model, not a curated record. Gene Ontology annotation, molecular function: protein kinase activity; ATP binding. The coding region runs from base 1 to 933 and encodes 310 amino acids. NCBI's taxonomy places the organism in Eukaryota, Euglenozoa, Kinetoplastea, Trypanosomatida, Trypanosomatidae. The transcript has a single exon. Gene Ontology annotation, cellular component: spindle microtubule; spindle pole centrosome; spindle midzone.
AUGAAGGCAACUGAAGGCGGGCAGGUUGUGGCGGAUUUCAUUUCGCUUCCAAAGGCGCCUAAGUCAGACUGGAAGGCGUCAGAUUUUGAGCUGCUGCACAAAUUAGGUGGUGGCAACUACGGUGACGUCUAUCUUGCCUCGGUGCGGGAUUGCAACUUCGUGUGUGCCAUCAAAAAACUCUCCAUCAAGAAACUGGCGGAGUUUGAUAUCGUCACACAGCUGCGGCGGGAGAUUGAGAUUGCAUUCCACACCCGACACAAGUAUCUGCUGCGCACCUACGGAUACUUCUUCGACGACGCCGACAUCUACCUCAUCCUAGAGCCCUGCAGCAAUGGUAUGCUGUACACAGAGCUGAACCGCGUGAAGUGCUUUCCCCCGCCGACCGCCGCACGCUACGUUGCACAGCUCGCAGAGGCCCUGCUGUACCUCCAUCAGCACCACAUUCUCCACCGCGACAUCAAGCCGGAGAACAUUCUGCUUGACCACAAGCAGAACAUCAAGCUCGCGGACUUUGGCUGGUCGGUGCACGACCCGAACAACCGCCGCAAGACAUCCUGCGGCACGCCGGAGUACUUCCCACCGGAAAUCAUUGGUCGCCAGCCGUACGACACGAGCGCCGACUUAUGGUGCCUCGGUAUCUUUUGCUACGAGCUGCUGGUGGGCAAGACGCCGUUUGUCAGCAAAGACACGGAGCACAUAUGCAAGAAGAUCCAUGCGAUGCAGUACUCGAUCCCAGAAACGGUGCCACCGGAGGCGAAGGACCUCAUCACGAACCUUCUGCUACGCGACGGCACCAAGCGUCUCGCGCUGCACCGCGUAGUGAAUCACCCAUUUCUGCUGAAGUAUUACUACCUGCCGAACGGGAUACAGCCACCGACGGGAAAGAGAACACGCGCCGGUGCAGAUGUAACCAGUGGAAAGGAGAACAAUUAG